CCCCUUUGCUUUCUUUCUUCUAUUUCCUCUAAAAUAAUGCUCUCCCGUAUUGCUCUUCGUUCAGCAAGAGCUUAUGCUGCUCAAGGAAGACUGGUGAGCAGAUCUACCGUUCUGUCACGGGCUGCUCAUAAUGCCGCCAAGCCGCCAGCUAGAGAUGCCUUUGCACCUUUGGAUACCUUCGCUCGUCGUCAUUUGGGUUCAGAACCAAAGGAGGUCGGUGCUAUGUUGAAGCAGGUGGGUGUCAAGAACAUGGACGAAAUGGUUGGAAAGACCAUUCCUCCCUCUAUUCGUUCUCCAAAGAAUUUGGCGUUGGAUCACGGAUUCCCUGAGCGGGCUUUGUUGGAUCGUCUCAAGUCCAUUGGUGCAAAGAACAAGGUGUUCCGUUCUUACAUUGGUAUGGGUUAUACCGACACUGUCGUUCCCAAUGUCAUUCUUCGUAACGUUCUAGAGAACCCUGCUUGGUAUACUCAGUACACACCCUAUCAACCCGAAAUUUCACAAGGACGUCUUGAAUCCCUUGUCAACUUUCAAACCAUGGUCACUGACCUCACUGGUCUGCCUAUCGCCAACGCUUCAUUGUUGGAUGAAGGUACUGCUGCUGCUGAAGCCAUGAUCAUGUGCUGGCAAUCCACCCGUAAGGGUCGCAACACAUUUGUCGUGGAUGAAAACUGCCACCCUCAAACCAUUGCUUGCGUUCAAAUGCGUGCUGAAUCAUUCAACAUCAACGUGGUUGUUGGUAAGGUAGAUGAUGCUAUGUUGGAGAAGCAUGGAAAGGAUAUCACUGGUGUUUUGAUUCAGUACCCAGACACCAGAGGUAAUGUCGCCGACUAUGAACAACUCACUAAGGCUGUCCAUACCGCUGGCGGUCAAGUCGUCGUCGCCACCGACCUUUUGUCUUUGACCUUGCUUAAGGCUCCUGGUGAAUUUGGCGCUGAUAUUGCUCUUGGUAACUCUCAACGCUUUGGUGUUCCUCUCGGCUAUGGUGGCCCCCAUGCCGCUUUCUUUGCCUGCAAGGAUGAACACAAGCGUCGUAUCCCAGGAAGAAUUGUUGGUGUGUCCAAGGAUGCUCAUGGCAAGCCUGCCUAUCGUCUCGCUCUUCAAACUCGUGAGCAACAUAUUCGUCGUGAAAAGGCUACUUCCAACAUCUGUACCGCUCAGGCUCUUCUCGCUAAUAUGGCUGCCAUGUAUGCUGUCUACCACGGUCCUGACGGCUUGAAAGCUAUUGCUCAGCGCAUUCACAACUUGACCGCCGUUUUGGCUGAAGGCAUCAAGCAAGCCGGUCACUCCAUUGAAAACCCUGUUUAUUUCGAUACCCUUUCCGUCAAGGUCGAUGAUGCUUCCACCAUCAUUAACAAGGCUGUUGGUCUCGGUAUCAACUUGCGCAAGUUGGAUAACAAGACCGUUGCCUUGACUUUGGAUGAGACUGUUAGCAAGAAUGACAUCAACGACCUUUUGUCUGUUUUCACCAAGGAUGGUGCACUCGACGCCGACAAGAUCGCUCAAGCCAUCAGCCUUGAAUCUACCCCCGCCAGCUUCCCUAGCAACCUCCAACGUCAGUCCAAGUACUUGCAACACCCCAUUUUCAAUACCCAUCACUCUGAGACAGAAUUGCUCCGUUACAUCCACUACUUGCAGAGCAAGGAUUUGUCUUUGGUCCAUUCCAUGAUUCCUCUCGGUAGCUGCACCAUGAAGUUGAAUGCUACCACGGAAAUGAUUCCUAUCACCUGGCCUGAAUUUGCCAACAUCCAUCCUUUUGCUCCUGUUGAUCAGGCUGAGGGUUACUCUAUCAUGCUCAAGGAAUUGGAGAACGACAUUGCUGAAAUCACUGGUUUCGAUGCUGUUUCAUUGCAACCCAACUCCGGCGCUCAAGGUGAAUACGCUGGUCUUCGUGCCAUCCGUGCUUUCCAUCACGCCAACGGUGAUCUCCAGCGUAACGUCUGCUUGAUCCCUAUCUCUGCUCACGGUACUAACCCUGCCUCCGCUGCUAUGGCUGGUAUGGAUGUUGUUAUCAUCAAGUGCGAUAACAAGGGUAACUUGGAUAUGGAAGACUUGAAGGCCAAGGCUGAGAAGCACAAGGAUCGUUUGGCUGCUAUUAUGAUUACUUACCCAUCCACUUUUGGUGUGUUCGAAUCUGGUGUCGCUGAAGCUUGCCAGGUUGUUCACCAACACGGCGGUCAAGUGUAUAUGGAUGGUGCUAACUUGAAUGCUCAAAUCGGCUUGACUAAGCCUGGUGAAAUUGGUGCUGAUGUUUGCCAUUUGAACUUGCACAAGACCUUCUGUAUUCCUCACGGUGGUGGUGGUCCCGGUAUGGGUCCCAUUGCCUGCAAGUCUCACCUUGGUCCUCACUUGCCUGGACAUCCUGUUAUUAAGGUUGGAGGUGAGCAAGCUAUUGGUCCUAUCUCAGCUGCACCCUACGGUUCUGCUGCCAUUCUUCCCAUCUCAUGGGCUUAUAUCAAGAUGAUGGGUGGUGACGGUCUUCGCCAAUCCACCGAGUUGGCCUUGUUGAAUGCUAACUACAUGGCCAGCCGACUUGCUCCUCACUAUGAGAUUCUUUACACCAACGAAAACGGUAUGUGCGCUCACGAAUUCAUUGUCGACAUCCGUCCCUUCGGUCAGCUCGCUGGUAUCGAAGCUAUCGACAUUGCCAAGCGUCUUCAGGAUUACGGUUUCCACAGCCCUACCAUGUCUUGGCCCGUUGCCAACACUUUGAUGAUUGAACCCACUGAAUCAGAGAGCAAGGCUGAAUUGGAUCGUUUCUGCGAUGCCAUGAUUUCCAUCCGAAAGGAAAUCCAAGAAGUCAUUGACGAGAAGCAACCUCGUGGUGACAACGUCUUGACCAACUCCCCCCAUCCUCUUAGCCAGCUUAUCAACGACAAGUGGGAGAAGUCCUACAGCCGUGAGGUCGCUGCUUACCCCAUGGCAUACCUUAAGGAGAAGAAGUUCUGGCCUAGCGUUGGUCGUGUUGAUGACGCAUACGGUGACCGCAACUUGAUGUGCACUUGCCCAUCCCCCGAAGAAUACAUCAACGAUAACUAGACUGAUUUGGCGCUGCAUCCAUAUCCCCCCCUCGUAUCCUUCUUCUGCAUUCAACUGCAAUGUUCUAAUUCCUUUCUCUUGUAAUAUCCUCUGUUUUUCUUAACCCCAUCAUGUCUUUUUUCUUUCGUUCUACUUUGUCGUUUCCCUCAAAUGUAAUGUAAAGCAGUUUACCUUUUCAACAAGUGUUCAUAUAAUAAAUACGAUUCAGGUGUAAAAAUUA
Messenger RNA from Umbelopsis ramanniana AG, 3256 nucleotides. RefSeq lists its product as uncharacterized. Gene Ontology annotation, biological process: glycine decarboxylation via glycine cleavage system. The record is from RefSeq and is a predicted model, not a curated record. The transcript has 5 exons. The coding region runs from base 37 to 3036 and encodes 999 amino acids. Gene Ontology annotation, molecular function: glycine dehydrogenase (decarboxylating) activity; pyridoxal phosphate binding; glycine binding. NCBI's taxonomy places the organism in Eukaryota, Fungi, Mucoromycota, Umbelopsidomycetes, Umbelopsidales, Umbelopsidaceae. Gene Ontology annotation, cellular component: mitochondrion; glycine cleavage complex.